This is a messenger RNA of Necator americanus (New World hookworm), 2208 nucleotides long. RefSeq lists its product as uncharacterized. The coding region runs from base 1 to 2208 and encodes 735 amino acids. Gene Ontology annotation, molecular function: RNA polymerase II transcription regulatory region sequence-specific DNA binding; DNA-binding transcription factor activity, RNA polymerase II-specific. The record is from RefSeq and is a predicted model, not a curated record. The transcript has 17 exons. Lineage: Eukaryota; Metazoa; Nematoda; Chromadorea; Rhabditida; Ancylostomatidae. Gene Ontology annotation, biological process: regulation of transcription by RNA polymerase II. Gene Ontology annotation, cellular component: nucleus.
AUGGAGUAUCUGAACGAAAGAGUGCUCACGGUUACGCCGCAACGUGCAGCGAGGAUCCUUGUAACGCAAACGCAAGCUCACUUCGUCAUUUUGCGAGCUCUCAAAUUAGCCGAUUCUGUUUCACGCAGUCUACGUUGCGUUUGGAGCAGAUCCAUGUUCACUCGGGCUGAAGCGGUCGGAGUUGUCAAGCACACGUGGGCCGGUUCUUUUGUGAGGAGGACAGAUAGGCUAAAUGAACGUAAGGAUUUAUCCCAAGAGAUGCUGAACGCAUUCGCCGGAGACGAACAACGAGGAGGACCGACGUGUUUGCAACACGGAUGGACCAGCUGGGUAUGGCCUCGAGAGGACUCGUCACCGUCACUCACGAAGAUUUAUGCCCAGGUGGUAUUCGAAAACUGCACUAUAAGUUUACCGAAUCAAUACGAGCUCACAAGACUUGUUCCGAACGUAUGCGUGUUGCGGUUCAUCCGUUUUAACUUAUUCACAACUACCGAGAAUGAAAUCGUAUCUGAUCUAGGCGAUGAUGUGCUUCAACUUUCGCAGCCGACUCAAGAUGAAAACAAAAUAUUCGCGAAGAAGAGAAAAAUGCAGCUGGACGCAUGUUCGAUUAAGUCCGAGCCAUGCGACGAUGACGUGAAGUCGGUCUGCCCGAGCGGUGAGCUGAAACUCGACUGCCAAUUCUGUGGGACGUCAUUCGAAUCGAUAUCUGAACUCCAAACACACACUCUUCGUGACCAUCUGCCGGUGCCGGUGCCGUCACUGGAGUGCCAGCACUGCUGCGCGGUGCUGCCCUCGUUCGCCGCCUUUGUGCUUCACAUGCGAGGUCAUCUGAGUGAUCGCGAUGAAUCCAAAUGUCCUCGCUGUCCGUUGUCUUUCAGUGAUGCUCAGGCUCGCCUCUCUCACGUGAUAUCGCACUUCGAAGUCCGCAAACCAUUACGUUUUUGUAUGGAAUGCGGAGUCUCCUUCAGCGACAGCCUAUCCCUGGGGCAACAUUUCAUGGAGCUACACCUCAAACUGCAACAUCUCUGCACUGUAUGUGGGCAGAGCUGCGAAACCCAAAAAGAAUUCACGGAACACGUGCUGAAUCACUCAAAUGAGGCGACAUCGCUAGAAUGCGGCACUUGUCGGGUUGCGUUCGAAAGUAGGGAGUUAUUAGCUAUGCACGUGCAGCUCGUGCAUGACAGAGAGCAGCCUUUUGAUAAGACGGAAUCUGCCGCCACUAUGCUACGAAACGGAGCGUUGCUGAGCCCAACAAUCCAGAAAGAGAUCCGAAUACUUCACUGUUCCGUUUGUGAUGAGAAAUGUUACGGUGAAGAUGCACUGGACGAGCAUAGGCUCUUCAGUCACUGCAAGGUCCCUCGUUCGGAUGCAUGUGCCGCAUGUCAAGCACCGCUGCUAACAGCCGAAGAUUUUGAGAAGCACACUAGAAUGCACACUGCCGAUCUGUACAUGCACUGUGCUGUAUGUCGGCAGUCUAUACGUAGUGAGACGCAAUUAUCUUUGCAUUGUCAAUUCCACAUGGAAAGAAGAACUGAUGGUGAAGAUAGUGAACAAACAUGCGGAAUAUGUGGAAAGGUGCUUGUGAAUCGCUACCAGCUGAAUGUGCAUUUGAUGGAGCACGAUGAGCGAAGAUGCUGUCCUCACUGUCUCCGUCCAUUUGCGCUCGCCCAACAUCUUCUUACGCAUGUCUCAGAGGAGCAUGGAGAGGACCAGCCAUUACACUCAUGCGAAAUUUGUGAGGAGAAUUUCCGAUUUGCGGUUCAGCUUGAGAACCACGUUCUGAAACAUGCGGCUGAGACAAAAAGCAGGUGUUCUCCUCGCCAUCUGCCCUACUCUCACACAGUAGGUCCCAUACGGAAUCGCAGAGACGUUGCCCGUUAUGUGGACUUUCGUUCAACACUGCUAGCCGUUUCGAGAACCAUGUACGGAAGCACGCAAGCACGACCAACUGCGUCUGCCAAAUCUGCGGCGAUGGAUUCGCGAGCAGGGACGUCCUUGAUCUUCACAUGCAGGUGCACAAAGGAAAUCUCGAACUUGGAGCACACAACCUGUUAUCGUAGCUUUUUCUGGACAUAUCAAGUGUUUAAUGCGGGCUUUAAUCCUGAAGAUCAAGAGGUCCUAGAUGAUUCAGCUGAUAAUGUUUCUAUGAGCAGAAUAAAUAUAUUCAAACAACCGCCUCCGUCAGAGUACAAGUGUGAAAAUUCAUGA